AUGGCGCCUCCUCCUCCACUACCACCCAGAUCACCAGACACAGACCGAAAUUGGAGUUCCAAUUCGAACUCUUGGUCAGAUAGACAACCACCUCCACAUCUUCCUCCUCGUGCAUCAGGUCGCACAACAUUAAGGAAUGAUGCGUACCCAGUACAACAUGUACCUCCGCAACAUUCCCAUCAGUCUUCAUCGUUAUAUGGCGCGACCGUAAAUCCAUAUGCUGUAAAUGCCGGUCCAUCAAGAAGAAGUGGAAGUCCAGAUAAUGAAAGGAGCAGACAAAAUAGUGCUGGUGGUUUGGUCAGAGAUAGAGAUAGGGACAGGGAUAGAGACAGGUCAUACAGAACAGACACAUAUAUUCCUUCAGAUGACAUUGAACCUGGACAAAUACCUUCUCCAAUAUUGAAUUAUCAACCUCAACCUAUAGAUCCCAGAGACUCUCGUCCUAUAUUUAUCCCAACUGGACCUAGUGUCAUCAGACCCAAUCAACCGAUGCCGUAUCGUCCAGCUAGGAAAGUAUCUUCCGACCGACCGAAUGAUGGCGCAAGGUCUCCCUUGGCUAUACCACCCGGAACAUCUUCCUCAUCAAGCAGAGAUACACUCCAGCCUAGUUCAGGUUCAGUCAUGGGUGCAUUAGAGAACUUCUCAAAAGCAAUGCAUACAGCUCUCGUCACUACAUCUCAACACUCAUUAGCACUGAAACACUUUUCUCGAUUAUCCACUUUCCCACAUACGAAUCCUACCUCAGUUGCAUUCGAAGACGCUCAAAAACGAGUUAGUCAAGCUGAAAGAGCAUUGAAUGAUCAGAUGAUAGCUUUACAAAGUAGCUUUACCGAGUUGAUAAGAAGGACAAUAAAUAAAACUGGUAAUUCGUUAGAAGCCAUUAGUGCGUUGGAAAUAGAUGGAUUGAAAGAGAGGAUGAGGAAAUUAGAAGAAAUCGAUAGUAGAAUAUUGAAACAACCUGAAAAUGUAGAACAGCCACCACCACCGCCAGUGAGAGAUGUCCCGCCACCACCACCUCUUGACGAAUGUACUGCAGAAGGCUCCACAACUGUCAGCGUUGACCAGGACAUUGACGUGGAGAUGAAGAAACGAAAGGUCGGAGCUGUAUUGGAUGAUAUAAUAGCGAGACUGGACAAAUGUGAAUCAAUGAAAGAUGAUUUCGAUUUCAGGAUUGACACUGUCGAAACUGAACUAAUGACAAAGGAUUCUGAUUUUAUGGAUAAUGAAGCUCGAAGAAAGCAAAUGAGAGAGUAUAGUGGUUGGAGCGGCUUAGAAAAUAGGAGGGAUCCCAAUGGCGCCAUCCGAGGUCUGAAAAGGAAAGAAAGGGACGUUGAUGCUGGAGAAUUGGAUGUUGAAAUCGAAUCUAAAUCGUCAAGGGUAAGACCCAAUAACGAUAGUAUCGCUAUGAGUGAUGACGGAGUAAAUGAGAAACUGGUAGGACGUAUGCAGAAAGAGAUAGCAAGAUUAUCAGAGGAGAUGGGAAGUAUCAAAUCACAAAUUGCAACUUCAGCUGCAACACCGACUGUACCGAUAACACCGAAUGUAGCAACUGCUUGUUUACAAAAUAUGAUGGGUCAACUUCGAUAUCAAAGACUAUCGAUCACUUCAGAUCAACAGAGUGACAAGCCAGUUGACUGGAACGAAGUCAGUAACCUGAAGGACGAAUUUGCGAAAUUAGCUGAACAGAUGAAACAACUGGAAUCAUCCGCUAGACGCAACACCUCGAUUUCGGGAUCUACAAAUGGGUCAAGCACGGAUUUGUCGAGUAUAUUGAAUGCUCUGAAUGCCUUGAGGAGUGAUAUGGCUCAACUGACUAAUGAAGUUAAAGGGUUACUAGUCGACAAAACUUCAAGAUCAGGUGUAUUUCAACAGAUAUCAUCUGGUGUACAAUCUUUAGCAGAGACUAUCAAACAAUGUCGUUUAGAUUGUAGUACAGUCAACGAAGUCCAAGUUUCUUCCUCUGCAACUAUUAUUAUCCACACCGAAGAAAUCAAAUCACUUCGAAAUGACUUUGUCCUUCUGCGAGCUGCACUAACUACAAUCAGUCAAACCAUAACCCAGAAAGAUCAAGAAAUGAAUGAAUUGAAAAAAGCGGUAGGACUGUUGCAAGGUGACCUGAAGGAAUUGAGAGAUGGAAGGGAAAGCUGGACAAGAGAAGUCAUGGCCGCUUGUCUUGAUUUAGUGAAAGAAGAAACUGAAAAUGGUAAAGAAGAUUAUGCUAAAAUAGCUAAACGAGAAAUACAAAACUUCGUCAAAGAUUUCAUGGCCAAACGAUCUUCUUCAACAAUCAAUCCCAACCAUGAUAAUAGAUCAACUUCGGAACCUGCAGAUAACAGUGAUACACCACCUUUACCAAGAUCAACGACUUUCCUGAAUCCAAGUCCUGCAUUACCGCCUCAGUCUCAGGGGCAAGCGCAAACCGCACAACCAAAUGUCUCUUCCCAUCUAGCUCCCGCGCAGCCUUCAAUCGUAUCGCGGCUGACUCUCAAUCUCGAUAAUGGUAUCCCAAAUCAGACUCAUCAGUCAAAUCCACUAGCUUCUAGGAUCAACCCAAACUCAACGUCCAAUCCUGGGUCAAAUACUUCUUCACCUCAAUUAGCCCCAUCAGGAAUAACAACGGAGACUCGACCUGCGCCCAAUCCCAAACCUACUUUAUCCGCGAGGAUGAGCGGUAAUUCAACUGAACAUCUUCAGGCUCAAUCCCAAUCUCCGCACGGGUUGGCAGCUAGGUUAACAGGUCUGAGUCCCACCAAACCAGCUGGUGACGGAGGUCUGCAAGAUGGGAUGGAUAUUGAUAAUGAAUGA
Molecule: messenger RNA, 2805 nt
Organism: Kwoniella shivajii
Lineage: Eukaryota; Fungi; Basidiomycota; Tremellomycetes; Tremellales; Cryptococcaceae
Exons: 4
Coding region: 1-2805 (934 amino acids)
Source: RefSeq, a predicted model, not a curated record